Molecule: messenger RNA, 1724 nt
Organism: Sesamum indicum (sesame)
Lineage: Eukaryota; Viridiplantae; Streptophyta; Magnoliopsida; Lamiales; Pedaliaceae
Gene: POLD2
Product: DNA polymerase delta small subunit
Biological process (GO): DNA strand elongation involved in DNA replication; DNA replication
Cellular component (GO): delta DNA polymerase complex
Molecular function (GO): DNA binding
Source: RefSeq, a predicted model, not a curated record
UUUUUACAUUGGUUCCACUGUUUUAUUCUGCCUCGUUGCUAGGGCCUCCUCUUUCGUCACUAUUUUCCCGCCAUGGCAGCAGCAGCAGCACCCGUGGAGGUCGACUCAGGAAAUGGUGUACUCCAGAGGAAACAGUCCAUAUAUAAAUCCAUGGAUGAGAGCUUUGAGAUACAGAAGGAGAUGUACAGAGGUCAACAGUACAGUCAAAUAUACUUUGCAAGACUUCAUCUUAUGAGAACUCUGCUUUACUCUCUUCUCCCGACCUGGAAACCCCAUUUGCCAAUUUGUACUGUGCUAGGACUGGAAGAAGGAAAGGAAUGCAUUAUUGUCGGAACCCUUUACAAGCACAUGAAGCUCAAACCUUCCAUACUUGAUGAGUAUUCAAAGGAGAGAUCAGCAAGCCCGCUUGUAAAACCCCAUAAUUUUGUGCACUCAGACGAUUAUCUAGUUUUGGAGGAUGAGAGUGGCCGAGUUAAACUCCGUGGAUCUCUUCUUUUACCAUCUGUAUAUGUAACAGGUAUAGUGGUCGCAUUGCAUGGAAAAGAAACUGGGGCAGGAGAUUUUGUGGUCGAAGAUAUCUUGGAAGCUGGCCUUCCUCACCAGAUAGAGCUGCCACUUAAUUCUGGUGAGGAUAAAUAUGUCGUUUUCAUAUCGGGAUUGAGUGUUGGGAGCAGCUCCGCUAAUCCUCUCCAUUUUCAGCUCUUUGUUGACCAUAUAACGGGACAUCUUGGAGAUGAAAAGGAACAAGGCAUUGCAGCUCAAAUUGUUCAAGUUGUCGUCGCUGGGAAUUCUGUUGAAUUUCCUCGUGGGCUUCUUAAUGGUCAGAACUUGGGUUCAAAGGAUCAGUCCAGACUAUCGGAGCCAAUAAAAGAGCUUGAUAUCCUUCUGACUCAGAUUGCUGCAGGAAUAGCUUUAGACAUAAUGCCAGGAACCAGUGACCCUGCAAAUUUCUCUUUGCCACAACAGCCUUUGCACAAAUGCCUUUUUCCUGGAUCAGCAGCUUAUAACACUUUCAGAUCCUGUACUAAUCCUCAUUCAUUCGAGCUAGACAAUGUGAGGUUUCUUGGAACAUCAGGUCAGAACAUCGACGAUCUUGCAAAGUAUUCUGAUGCAAAAAGCAAACUUGAAUUCAUGGAAAGGACAUUGAGAUGGAGGCACCUAGCACCAACAGCUCCAAAUACUCUAGGGUGUUAUCCUUUUACCGAUAGAGAUCCAUUUUUCAUUGAGAAGUGUCCUCAUGUCUACUUUGUUGGUAAUCAAGAGAAAUACGAGUCUAGCUUGAUUAAGGGAUCGGAUGGGCAGGUGGUAAGACUUAUUUGCAUUCCUAGAUUUGCUGAAACAGGAACUGCUGUUGUGUUGAACUUGAGGAACCUUGAAUGCCAUGCUCUCAGUUUUGGGACUCAAUUCAGUUCAUAAGUAGAAGGUUUGGGAGCUGUACAAACAAAAAUUGGAGCUGGGAUUAAGAAGCUAGGUUUUGACGUAUUCAGGCAUUUUCCUCUCUUGUUCCCAAGAAGCAACUGUUUGUAACAGUUGGAGCGAACAACAGUAAGGGGGUCAAGUUAAGGGCAUGUCUGCAGCAGUUUCUACUGCGGAGAUUCUUAAUGUACCAAUUAUUGUACAUUCACAAAAUGUUCACUAGUUUUGUUCUCUAAUUCCUUCUGUACCACUAGAAAUGAACAUAUCUGUUAUACUUGUGCUAAUUGAAAGUUAUGCUGUUUUCGAUC